Messenger RNA from Tarenaya hassleriana, 1741 nucleotides. RefSeq lists its product as uncharacterized. NCBI's taxonomy places the organism in Eukaryota, Viridiplantae, Streptophyta, Magnoliopsida, Brassicales, Cleomaceae. The transcript is spliced from 5 exons. Bases 97 to 1566 code for a protein of 489 amino acids. The record is from RefSeq and is a predicted model, not a curated record.
UCUCUCUCUCUGUGUCUCUCAAGAAUCUCUCCCUCUCCCUCUCUCUCUCUCUCUCCAUCUCUCUCUCUCUCUCAUGUGAAAAAACGAACCUAGACGAUGCCCAUGGACCGCACCCAGCAACCCGACCCGGCAACCCGAUCCAAAACUGCAGCCGUUCUAUCCAUAGAAUGUCUGAAAGGAAGCUCCAAAGCCGACGAAUGGACAGGGGACAUGCUCCAAACGGGCGACAUAGUCGAAGAGAUCCGGAUCGGGUCUGGACCCGGAUCCGCCCUUUUCAAAGCUCCGUUCAGAGGAGGCAGAUCUUGGGUCCAGAAGGUUCUUCACAACUCAUUCAAGAACAAGGAGACAUGGAUCACGGUUCGGGUCAGGCGUGGAUCCGAAGACUUCUCGGAUCUCCAAGCUUGUAUCGUUCCCAACGAGUCCGGCGGCAAGAAACAGUACAUGUUGAGAUCCAUCGACGACCCGAAUUACGCUGUCGGGUUCUCGGACCGGUCUGAGUCGGAGUGCCUCGAGUUGCAAGCUUCAAGAGCGUUGAGAAUGGUGAAAGCAUUGUCAAGGACAAAGCUCCAAGACGGGUUCGUCUCUUAUCCAUGGGAGAGGCAAAUGCUGGAGGCAUUACCAGUCCCCGGCUCCAGCAGUUUCCUCUCCAUCCUCCUCCUCCCUAAAGCUUCUGGUUCUGGAAGGACGUUUUCGCGGUACAAUGACUUGGAAGACACGCUUGCUCGGGCGAAUGCGUGGCUUAGCCGCUCGCAAGCGGCCGGGGUCCCCAUCGUCUUCAUGAACAUCCAGACCGAAUCUUUGCUUACCAAGAUUUCGGGAGAAAUGGCGUCAGCGUCAGUGAACACGACGUCCCUAAGCGAUCUGUCGAAUCUGGCGAACGUGAGCCUCUACGGGUUCGAGGACUACCACGGCGUCGACAUCGGCGUGGUCAGAGCUGUUCGCCUCUGGUACGCUCCUCUCGCCGGCGAGCUUCCCGUUGAGAUUAAACUCAGAGACGACGACACCAAGCUCGGCUUCUCCAUUAGCCGAACCGAAGAGGGCUUCAUAUACAUCUCCUCGGUCACGGAAAGUGACGACGACGACGAUGACAGUGUUCCGGCGGUGCGUUCAGGCCUAACCGCGCUGUACAACGAAGCCGCGACCGCGUCGAAACGCCUGAUCGUGUCUCGUGUCUCCAACCAGAAGGUCCUUCCGUGGAUGGUCUCCUCCACUGGUGCCAUACGUUGCUACGACACAAUCUCCAUCAGCCAAAAACUGUCCCUUCACCGGCACGCAAAGGUCCCCAUUGUCCUCCACGUGUUGCUCUGGGAUUCCUCGUCGGCGUCUUCCCACGUGGCGUCCCCUCCUAUCGGGAACUAUGGGUCCCACCGGUUCUCCGAAGAGAUGGGACCCACGGAGUACCCGGGUGACGUGAGGUUGUUCCGACAGCCCGGCGACAGUCAGGUGGUGCCGCUUCCGUUACCGUCGGAGGAUUGUGUCGAGAUGAGUGUUCGGUCUGAACGUGACGCGGUCGGUGAACGUUCGUUUCGGUUCCAGGAGCUCCCGUUUUCAGACAAAUGGGUAUGAGAUUUCUUGACAUGUAACUUGUUUUUUUAAAAUAUAAAAAAAAACCCCUUUUUGAUAAUGUUUUGGCAUAUGUAGAUAAAAUUAUUAUAAGAAAGCAAAAUUGGUGCUGAUGUUGUUUGUAAAUUGUAUCUGUACAUAUAUACGUCCGAUUUGGUAUUUAUGAGUGUGGUAUGUA